AUGUUUUCCGCCUUCCACGACUUUGAGUUCAGACCCGGCAGCCUCCAGCGGUGGAUUCAGGCCGCUGGCGCGCCCGACCUGCGUCUGCCCGACGUCACCCGCAAGGUGCUGCCCUUCAUGCUGGCCUGCACCGUGCUAGAGUUCUUCGUCGCCGCGCUGCUGCACAAGAAGGUGUACUACCGGAGGCAGACGUGGAGCAACGUCGCCGGGGGGGCCAUAGGCUUCGUGCUCUCGGGUCUCUUUCUCAGAGGCUUGAACGUGUUUCCUUACCUGGCGGUCUACCACUUCAUUGGCCUGAAGUUGAUCGGCCCAGCGACGUCCAACAACAUCUGGGUGAACAUCUUUGCCUUCCUUGGCUUCGAUUUCACUCACUACUGGGCCCACAGGGCUGGACAUGUCACCAACAUUGGAUGGGCUGGCCACAGUGUGCACCACAACUCUCCGGACAUGAAUUUCACAACUGCAUUUCGACAGGGAAUCACAGAGCCAUUCAUCGCAUGCUGGUUCUACCUUCCUGUGGCACUCGUCUCUCCUCCUGAUGUUUUCUUUUGGCACAGGAGCAUAAACCUUGUGUACCAGUUCUUCCUCCACACACAAGUUAUUCCUAAGCUGGGACCCUUGGAGUGGGUCUUGAACACCCCAUCCCACCACCGUGUCCACCAUGCCAGAAACUACGGAAGAGUCAACUACGCAGGCGUGCUCAUCAUUUGGGACAGGAUGUUUGGCACAUUCGAGGAAGAGCGAGACGACAAGCCGUGCUUGUAUGGUCUUGACGAGCGCCAGGUCCCUCUGGAUACCCACAACCCCAUGUGGCAGCAGCUCUUUCAUUGGGUUCCAACAAUCAAGAUGUUCUUCAAGACUCGCAAUCCCAUGGUCCUUUUCACGAGGGCGACCGGGGAGGGAAUGCUGCAACCCCACGUUGUUGAUGCUCUCACUAGCAGAGACGGCAAAGAGUAUCCGAAAGUGAACACCACCCAUUUCAAGCUCCCCAAGGACGGCAUCCCUUGCGAUUCCAGACCUUUGUCCCUGCUGGACGUCUACGUCGCAAUCCAGUCCCUGGCGCUGGCGGGCCCGGCCACCCUUGCCAUCAUGCGCAUGUGCGGCGGGUGGACACCAGUGGAUACGGUUGUUGCGGUCUUGCACACUGGCGGUGCGUUCACGACGUGCGGCAUGUUCCUCGACGGCACGAAGAUAGGGAGGAAUUACGAAAUCGCCAGACUGCUGCUGCUUGCUGCAACGGCCUGGUACUACCUGGCAGCUCCUUAUGUGUACUGGGUUCAGAUCUACGGUGCGAUUUCCAUCGCUGUCUGCUGUUUCGUGCACAGCACGUCCGGCUUGCAUGCGACAAAGGCGAAGAAGGCUUGA
This is a messenger RNA of Ostreobium quekettii, 1365 nucleotides long. The record is from the annotation of a GenBank genome assembly. Lineage: Eukaryota; Viridiplantae; Chlorophyta; Ulvophyceae; Bryopsidales; Ostreobiaceae.